This is a messenger RNA of Suillus clintonianus, 1145 nucleotides long. RefSeq lists its product as uncharacterized. NCBI's taxonomy places the organism in Eukaryota, Fungi, Basidiomycota, Agaricomycetes, Boletales, Suillaceae. Gene Ontology annotation, cellular component: mitochondrion. The transcript has 3 exons. The record is from RefSeq and is a predicted model, not a curated record. Gene Ontology annotation, biological process: intrinsic apoptotic signaling pathway. The coding region runs from base 186 to 701 and encodes 171 amino acids.
CUCCGAGUGACUGUCUCUAGAAGACACGUAUGUCAUAUAUUGCAUUGUACCAGGUUCUUCAUAAACUAUGUGGCCAAAGUAUUGGUAUUCCCAAGGCAGACCUUCCAUCGAGUAUGCUUACGGCAAACGAGAACUGAAACUGUAGCCAAACAUGGGAGCUGCUUUCUCUAAAGCCACCACGAGCAAUGUCACCCCGGUUAUCUCUCGCUCACCUUUCCACGUGCAAACGGCUUCUCCAUACCUCAAGGCCAUCGUUCAACUUCAUUGGCCUUCCUGACCCCACUUCCAACCUCCGGCCCAUCAUAUACACCACUACCACCACUUCUUCCUCCCCUUCCGAGUCUAAACAGCACCCAUACUCCCUCAGAGAAUUCUCAGAUGAUACCGUAGACCAAGAACUACAGUGGAAACUCCAUCGAGAACAGCUCGACGCGUUCAACCACGCAUAUUGGGCAGAGAGUAACACCCGCUUUGAGGCUGCCAAAUCCUCAGUCCUCGCUGCCAUACCGCCCAAUGCACCCACUGAAGCACACGAGCACGCAUUGUCCGAGUUUUACAAGAAGUGGGUCGUCCAAGAACGAGCGCGUCAGGACGAGUAUGACGUAGAGCUCAAGAAGCGGACAUUCGAGGAUCUCUCGCUUUCUGCCAAAGUCGAAUUCCAGAGGGCAAAGAAAAGGCUAGCGAGCUGGAGGUUUCUAUAAUCUAUAUAGAUUUUGCAACUGCAGCGAGAAAGCAGGACUCGUACGAUAACUACCCUAUCCCUCUCUUGCGUACCCCAGGUCCAGCAUCACAAGCUCUCUCACACGAUGAUACACGUCUCCCAGUCUCAAUCCUUCGACUCCUGAGCUCUCGGCUCUAUAAUCUCUCGCUAGGUCGCCCACCAUAUCCUCCUGUAUGCCUGGGAAACGCGACUUGAUCUCGGGCAUCAAAGGCACCGACAAGCAUUCAUUCGGGUCGAGGUCGACGCCGGUUAGCUGAGAUAAUUGGGGCGAGGGCAGAAUAAUGUUGAACGUGGUAUAGAGCGCGGUCGCGCGGAAACGGGAGGUUAGUUGGGCGUCAGUUAUGUUGGCGGUUUCGCGGAUGGAGUCCCAGUCGUCGUGGUUGUAUAUCCUACACCAAACUCUUCUGAAUGAUGAUUGUUGCCU